Molecule: messenger RNA, 2797 nt
Organism: Lingula anatina
Lineage: Eukaryota; Metazoa; Brachiopoda; Lingulata; Lingulida; Lingulidae
Product: protein EFR3 homolog B
Biological process (GO): protein localization to plasma membrane
Cellular component (GO): plasma membrane
Source: RefSeq, a predicted model, not a curated record
AUAAGCAACUACAAACAUGACAGAGGUUUCGGGGCACGAAAAUUGUUUCUGUAUUUUAUUGUAAAUAUUCCUGUCUUCUUAUACCAAAACUACAAAUUUAUUACAAAAGGAGCUACAAAGGAGCACAAUGACAGGUUGUUGUGGCUGCUGCACAGCACUGAAACCAAGAUACAAGAGACUGGUAGACAGUAUAUUCCCUGACAACCCAGAGGAUGGCUUGGUCAAAGAUAACAUGCAAAAAUUAGUGUACUAUGGGACAUCAAAGCCAGAGAAGUUAGACCGCAUAGGACAGUAUCUGGAGCAAAGACUUAGCAGAGAUGUGACAAGAAGUAGGACAGGCUAUGUCAGUAUUAGCAUGGAGGCACUAGACCAGCUCUUAUUAGCUUGCCAUGCUCAUAGUAACUUGUUUGUGGAGAGCUUCCUGAAGAUGGUACACAAGACAUUGGAAAGCCCUGAGCCUCAGCUACAAAUUUUGGCCUCACAGUCUUUUGUAAAAUUUGCCAAUAUAGAAGAAGACACUCCAUCAUAUCACCGCUCCUAUGACUUCUUUGUGUCUAAGUUUAGCUCAAUGUGCCACAGCAGUGCUGAACCUGAGACAACAAGAAUCAGAAUCCGUGUUGCUGGUCUACAUGGUCUUCAGGGCAUUGUGAAGAAAACCGUCAGUGAUGACUUACAAGUGAACAUCUGGGAUCCAGUCCACAUGAAUAAAAUUAUCCCUUCACUGUUGUACAGCUUGCAGGGUUGCAAUAUGGACAAUGAUCCAGAGAGUCCAAAGGAGGAUGAAAGUCCAGGAGUUGUGGCUGAAAUGGUCCUACGAGAUUUAGUGUGUAGGGCUACAUUUGGGAAUAUCACAUCAGUUUUGAAACCAGUGUUACAGCAUUUGGACUAUCACAAGCUAUGGGUUCCAAAUAAGUUUGCUGUGAAGAUUUUCAGGAUCCUCAUGUAUUCAGUGCAGGACCAAUAUGGCCACAUGGUAGUGCAUCAUCUAAUGAGCCAUCUAGACGCACAUAACAAAGAUGAGCCUAGAGUUAAAGCUGGCAUUGUUGAUGUUGUUUCUGAAACAGUGGUGAUUGCUGCCGGGGGUUCUGUAGGACCAUCUGUUCUUGAGGUGUUUAACACAUUGUUACGUCAUCUUAAGAGUUCCGUGUCAGUACAAACCUCUGACAGGCAAAGGGUUCUAGAUGAGAAAAACUUUCAGGAAGCAGUUAUUAAUACUAUAGGUGAAUUUGCCAAUAAUCUCCCAGACUAUCAGAAGAUUGAAAUCAUGAUGUUUGUAAUGGGGAAAGUACCGCUUCUAGAUUUGGAGGAGGAUGUUUCUUCAGGGGAUAGAAAGGACACUUUAUUACAGACAAUGUUAUUGAAAACUAUGCUAAAGGUGGCUACCAAGUAUCGCACAGUGCUAAUGAUCAAUGCCUUCCCUCCUGCCUUCCUGGAUCCAUUACUGAGAAUGUCUCUUGCCUAUGAUGCUGGCAUCAGAUUGAUUGUGCAGGAGAUUCUACACACACUUUUAGACAGACAUGACAACUCUGGUAAACUCAAGUUUGUCAGUGAGAACAGUGAUACUAUAACAUGGAUUCCCAAGGAUAUUCAAGCUCUCAAUCUUACAGUGGAAAAAGCAUCACAACAAGACAUAUUUUUCAUCAAGAAGAAUGGUCCCCAGUUUUACAGCUGUAUAUAUGAGAACAUGCUUCAGGAGAACAAUAAAGUAGACAACUUUGAGGCCCUGUACUGCACUCUGGCACUUCUGUCCAUAGAGUUAGGAGGGGAGGACAUCUUAGUGGACCUGGUCAGGCUAGCCAUGGGGAUACAGAAUAUAUCCGUGUCUUCAGAUUUGCCUGUUACUCAUACUUGUGCUAUCCAUGCUAUUGUAGCAGCUUAUCUCAACCUUAUAGGACAGCUCUCAGCAAUUCCAAACAUGUGCACACAUGUUUCAGAGAUAAUAGAUGCAAGGAAAAAUAAAGCUCCUCACCUUUUACCAGAUUUUGCCUUCAACAGAAGUAAUACAGAGCAGAGCUACCCUACAUCCACCAAUGUAAAAGAUGAACUCCUAUUUGACCAGGCUGUGAUUAAUGAGGCAUUGACCAGUAGAGGCUAUGACACCUCAACUUUGGGGACACCUUUCACUAUCUCUAGGCUCUCUCAGAGUAGACUGGGUCGCAUGGACAGUUGGUUUGCAGAAACCAGUAGCGGAUCUUGGCUACAAGAUGAGGUAGAUAUGGCUCACAGUACCAGUGACAUUCACUCCAUCACCCUGUCUAUAGACUCCUCCUCAUCUUCUCAGACACCACUCAUGGGACAGAGAGGUCAGGCACCAGAGGAUAUCACAUUUGAAUCUCUCAAGAAGAUAAUCACUGAGGAUGAUGUAGAGAGGAAGAGGUCCCAGGAGAUGAAACAGAAGGCAAUCCUAGAGAAAUUUCAAACAGCUCCAUUUGAGCAAAUUGUGGCCAAGAUUGAUGCAGAAUCCAUGGUGUUCCAGAACAAGCUGAGUGAGAUCCUUACAACAAUAUCAGAUGAAAAUAAAGACAAUGCUCCUCAACACCAGACAACGGCAGUAUUUGAUAUGCAGUUCCCAGACUUGUAUGUGUACUGAGCAACACUUUUAUCAACUUACAAAUGAAGGAAGUUGCAUGUAAACUAAGGAGCGUGUAGGAACAAUGUUAAUGAUUGAAUUUAUUUAUCAAAAGGAAAUGUAUGCCAGCUUGUGUGGGGGGAUGUAAAAAGACAGAAAAUGUGCGGUUCUUAUAAUGAAAGGUUUGUAGAAUACCAGAAUGAUACUGUGUGUAGUAAAGACUGAACA